Geodia barretti is the source of this 1009-nucleotide messenger RNA. The record is from the annotation of a GenBank genome assembly. Lineage: Eukaryota; Metazoa; Porifera; Demospongiae; Tetractinellida; Geodiidae.
AUGAGCUACACGAGGGUUGCCCCGGUGACGAGGACAACUGGACCCUCCUCAAAGAAGGGGAAAACCCUGUCGUCAGGCAGGCUAAUUGGAGCUCCAAGGACACUCGAUUCUACCUCAAGCGGAAACGCAACGCCAGCCUCGUGCUCCAACAACUUGUCUCCGAACUCAUCCCCGCCGGGAAUGGAGGGGUUAACGCGGCAAAUUACCGACCUUUGUAUCCUUGAAGAACUCUGCGAGGAGACAAUGUUGUCUUGUUUAAAGGCUCGAUUCUCAGCAAAGUCGAUCUACACGUAUGCAGGGACGAUACUGAUUGCGGUCAACCCCUACUAUUUCUACCAGAUUUACAACCCCAAGUACACGGCCUUGUACCAGGGUAGGCUACUGGACGAACUGCCUCCUCACAUCUUUGCCAUCGCCGACAGGUCGUACCACUCAAUGCUGGGUGACCGACAGAACCAGACCGUCAUCAUCAGCGGGUGAGAGUGGCGCGGGGAAGACAGAGUCGACCAAAUUCCUCCUCCACCACCUCAUGAGUCUCUCUGCAAAGAUGGCCGAGACCCAGAGUCUGAACUCAUCACGCUCGGGACGGGACCUGUCCUGGAGGCAUUUGGAAAUGCGAGGACGCUGGCCAACAACAACAGCAGUAGGUUUGGGAAGUUCAUUCAAGUCCAGUUCAAAGAGAACGGCGCAUACUACGGAGCCUCAAUAGUCAAGUAUCUAUUAGAGAAGAGUCGCAUCAUAAGCCAGGCACCGGGAGAGAGGAACUAUCACGUCUUCUACUACCUACUGGCAGGGGCCGACUCCCAGUUGAGACAAUCUCUUCACCUCCUCAAGAUCAACGAAUACCACUACCUCACCCAGGGUUCUGCUCUCGCCCCAGUGGAGGGGGUGGAGGAGUACCACAGACUGAGGCAGUCUCUCACCAUGCUCAACUUCUCACAAGACAUUCAGUUGAGGUCGGCUGCUCCCUACUAUAGCUGGCCUAGUUCCCAGGACCUCUCUAUCUGUA